AUGGCAAUGAUGAUAGAGAAUGAAGUGAGUUUGAAAAAGAGUCAAAGGUACAUGGAAGAAAAAGAGGUUAAAGGAGCACGUUGUGUUAAGAGACAAAGAAGAGAACAUGUUAUUGCACCAAAAACAGGAGAUGAUAACCAUAAACAAAAGUUUCAUGCUGGUGUAACUGACAAUUCCACAGCUAACACUACCAAGAGAAGCUCAAAAUUUCGCGGUGUUAGCAGGCAUAGAUGGACGGGUCGAUAUGAAGCUCACUUGUGGGACAAGCUAUCUUGGAACAUAACACAAAAGAAGAAAGGGAAACAAGGGGCUUAUGAUGAAGAAGAAUCUGCUGCAAGAGCUUAUGAUUUAGCUGCACUUAAAUAUUGGGGGACAUCAACUUUCACCAAUUUUCAGGUAUCAGAUUAUGAGAAAGAGAUAGAAAUAAUGAAUACUAUGACCAAAGAGGAGUAUUUGGCCACACUAAGAAGAAAGAGCAGUGGAUUUUCAAGAGGUGUUUCAAAGUAUAGAGGUGUAGCAAGGCAUCAUCACAAUGGUAGAUGGGAAGCAAGAAUAGGAAGAGUUUUUGGAAACAAAUAUCUCUAUCUUGGAACCUAUAGUACACAAGAGGAAGCGGCUCGAGCUUACGACAUAGCAGCGAUUGAGUAUAGAGGAAUUCAUGCUGUAACAAACUUUGAAUUAAGCAGUUACAUAAAAUGGUUAAAGCCAGAAAGCACCACAGAACCAAACCAUGAGUCACAAACACUAGAAAAAGAGUCUCAAACAAUAGCGUCGCCGAAUAACUCGACUCUAUUACAAGAGUCGAAGUUAUUAGCCCUCCAAAAGAGCUUCUUCAUUCCAGAUUAUAAUCUGAAUUCCACAGAAAAGCAAGAAUCAUCAAAUGAAAACAAAAACUACAGUUUCUUGAGCAACAAGUCAACUUCUCCAACCGCGCUUAGUCUUCUCCUUCGAUCUUCGUUGUUUAAGGAGUUACUUGAAAAGAAUUCAAAUGUAUCCGAGGAUGAAGUCGCGAAAGAGCAACAGACAGUUAGUGAUGAUGAACUUGGAGAAAUCUUCUAUGAUGGUAUUGGCAAUAUCUCAUUUGACUUUGAUCCCAAUAGAUGCAACAUAGAAUUGCAAGAAAGAGACUUACAUUCAAUAUUUUUUACAUAG
Messenger RNA from Lathyrus sativus (Indian pea), 1152 nucleotides. The record is from the annotation of a GenBank genome assembly. Lineage: Eukaryota; Viridiplantae; Streptophyta; Magnoliopsida; Fabales; Fabaceae.